Messenger RNA from Ramularia collo-cygni, 3342 nucleotides. Its product is annotated as related to white collar 1 protein. The record is from RefSeq and is a predicted model, not a curated record. The transcript is spliced from 4 exons. Bases 1 to 3342 code for a protein of 1113 amino acids. Gene Ontology annotation, cellular component: nucleus. Gene Ontology annotation, molecular function: sequence-specific DNA binding; protein binding; zinc ion binding. Gene Ontology annotation, biological process: regulation of DNA-templated transcription. NCBI's taxonomy places the organism in Eukaryota, Fungi, Ascomycota, Dothideomycetes, Mycosphaerellales, Mycosphaerellaceae.
AUGAACAACGGGUACGGAUAUGGCGGGAACUACAAUGCCAAUGGCAACGGCAGCGGCCAUGGUGAUGGCAACGGCCUUGACAGCCAGCAGGGGUCCGGCAUGAUGAUGAUGGAUCAGGAAGGCAUGUUGGGAGGGUCUGGCCAAUCUUUGGACGACAUCGUCAACCAGAAUGCUAAGCUCAUCCGCCGUCAAAGCAUGCCUCAAACUUUUGGUAAUAACGCGCAGCACCCAGACAUGCGGCGCAUAUCCAUGAUGGACUACGGCUCGGGCUCACCUGGAAAUCACUCGAACAAUUAUCAAUUCGACACCAGCUCUGGUAUGGAUCCGAGUGGUUACGGAGGUGGAGGAAUGACACCCACUGCCAACAAUCAGUCACGACCUUCAUUGAGUCGGCCGGGCUCUGUUGCGGAUCUAUCACUGGAUACUGGCUAUGGCAAUAAUUCGCAGGCCUACGGCUCUAUGAUGCCACCCAAUUCUGCCUAUUCUCAGUCGCCCGCGCAWGCAACGAACGCACUUGACAUGUCCAUGGGCAGCCCCUACAUUGACAACAGCAUGUCCAUGAACAUGGACUUUGAAGGCCUCGGCACACCCAUGUCUGGCGAUGCAAUGAUGGCCGGUGUCUACAGCCAGCAGUCCUAUAAUCCGUCACAAUCCCUAACACCUAUGCAUGCUCCUCCGAACACAUCUCAGGGCACUCCGCAUUCCGGAAAGACGAUGACGCCUGAUCACGGUGGUCAAAGUGUUCAUCACUCGUAUAGUGGAUCCGUUGGCAGUGCCACGCCCAACACUGUGCGCCAUCAUCCUCGGGCUCCGGGCUUGCAUGUGCCCGACCUGAACAGUCCAGGUCACGGUGCCUCGCCGCUGAGCCAACCGCCAAUGUCUGUUCAAUCUCAAAUGCGCUCCCAGUCGUCUCCUCAACACCCUCAAACUCAGCAAUCUCCGCCACGAACCUCUCAUCAACAACCGCAACAGGGUCGCUUACAACGGCCUCAACUUGUCCAACACCAGCAUCAGACCUCUCCCGCCUCCUUCACACCUACAACACAGCCUUCAAAUACCGGGAAUCCGGAAGCUGGGUCAGUCCAACACGCUGGAUUCGAUCGAGGCACGUCCGAGCAUGUGCCCACCAGCGGUACCCCAUACAAUCCGAAUAAUCAGGGCUUUGCCUGGGAUGCUCCGGAGGGAGGCUGGCCGACGACAAUGACUGGCAAACCGCAUAUGAGUUCCGUAUACAAGAAUGCUUACUCUUCUACCGGCUUUGACAUGCUUGGCGUCUUGAUGCGGAUUGCCACACGGCCUAAUCCUCAGAUCAACAUUGGUUCGGUGGACCUCUCUUGUGCAUUCGUAGUCUGCGAUGCUGAGAAGGACGACAUGCCAAUUGUGUACUGCUCAGACAACUUUGAGCGAUUGACAGGCUAUACGAAACAUAUGAUCCUUGGUCGAAAUUGUCGCUUCCUGCAGUCACCAGAUGGCAACGUCGUCUCCGGGAUUCGACGUAAGUAUGUGGAUGACGAUUCGGUGGUAUAUCUGAAGAACAUGAUCACUUCCCGGCGGGAAGCGCAAAUAUCACUUAUCAACUACAGGCGUGGCGGCCAGCCGUUUAUGAACCUGCUGACGAUCAUUCCCAUCACGUGGGACGGAGACAGCGUCAAGUUCUAUGUCGGAUUCCAAGUAGAUUUGGUGGAGCAGCCAAACGCCGUCACGAACAAAAAUCCUGAUGGCUCUUACUCGAUCAAUUACCAACGGGGUAUGACGAUGCCGCGGUAUGUGAUGAACGCACCCGAGGCGGCGGUCAAAAACGACUACGGUCAGACUGUGCCACGUGACGAUGUCUCUGCUAUUCUCAGCACGAUUGGCAGCGGCGAGUCUGAGUAUGCUAAGCGCAUGUGGGACAAGGUUCUGCUGGAGAACACAGACGAUGUGGUGCAUGUCCUGUCUCUCAAGGGCCUCUUCCAAUGGGUGUCUCCUUCCGCUCUACGCGUGCUGGAGUAUGAGCCGGGUGAGAUUAUUGGUACCGCACUCAGUUCUGUGUGCCAUCCUAGCGACAUUGUUCCCGUUACCCGAGAACUCAAGGACACAUCAACUGGUGCUUCUGUAAAUGUCGUUUUCCGCAUUCGCCGGAAGAAUAACGGUUACAUGUGGUUCGAAGGCCACGGGUCCCUGCAUACUGAACAAGGGAAAGGCCGCAAGUCGAUCAUCAUGGUGGGCYGCGAACGGCCCGUCUACACAUUGAGCAAAAAUGCAAUACUUGCUGGCGGCGGCAUUGGCGAAAAUGAGUUGUGGACGAAGAUGUCAACAUCGGGCAUGUUCCUGUUCGUCUCGUCCAACGUCAGGCAACUUCUUGACCGCCAGCCGGACGAGCUGGUUGGCAUUAGCAUCCAGUCGCUCAUGCGCAUCGAAUCUCGAUCAGAAUUCGGACGAAUACUGGAGCAUGCUCGCACAGGAAAGAAAGCAUCCGUAAAGCACGAGAUGAUCAACCGACGAGGACAGGUGCUCUCGGCAUUUACCACCCUCUACCCAGGCGAUGCCACCGAGGGUCAAAAACCAACCUUCAUUGUCGCCCAGACCCGUUUGGUCAAGUUUUCUCGUGGCAACCAAUCUCAGCAACGCCCUGGCAUCUACAACAAAAGUGAACGUAAUUCCUCGGAAUCUAUCCAGUCAGCCACCACUGGCACCGGCCUCCUUCCUCUGCGCGACGGCGAGCAGACACCGAGCUCUGGAGGAAAUAACGCAAGCUACCUCAAUACCGAUGGAUCUGCUGCUACAUAUGCAGGGCAGAAUGGUCUCGUGUUGGGUCGUCAAGAUCAGUCGCUUGCUUCCGACGACAACCUUUUUGACGAAUUGAAGACCACAAAGUCAUCGUCAUGGCAAUACGAGAUUCGUCAGCUAGAGAAACGCAAUCGACUUCUUGCUGAGGAAGUACAAAGUCUAAUUGCGGCGAAGAAGAAGCGCAAACGACGAAAGGGCGCAGGCAACGCACAAAAGGAUUGCGCCAACUGUCAUACGAGAGUCACCCCCGAGUGGCGGAGAGGACCUAGUGGACAGAGAGAUUUGUGCAACAGCUGCGGUUUACGCUGGGCGAAACUGAACGGCAAGGUCUCGCCUCGCACGUCUAGCCAGCAUUCCGUGGCUUCGGACAAGGCAAGCAAGGCUAGCGCCAGCCCAAGGCACCUGUCGCUUCCUGCUACGCAGAAGGUCGACUCCAGCGAAUCGGCCGCUCGCACGGAAGGCCAUACAGGAAGCUCAGCGCAGAAACCCACCACGGUGGAUGGCCAUGGCGCCAGCAUGGAGGGUGCGCAGGGGGUUCCAGCCAAGAUCGAUGAAGGAGUGGAACCAGAAUGA